This is a messenger RNA of Eurytemora carolleeae, 558 nucleotides long. Its product is annotated as early nodulin-75. The transcript has a single exon. NCBI's taxonomy places the organism in Eukaryota, Metazoa, Arthropoda, Copepoda, Calanoida, Temoridae. The record is from RefSeq and is a predicted model, not a curated record. Bases 1 to 558 code for a protein of 185 amino acids.
AUGAGAAGAAACCAAAAGCUAUUUAUCCAACCAAAGAGAAGAAACCAACAGCAAUAUCCAACCAAUGAGAAGAAAUCAAAAGCUAUUUAUCCAACCAAUGAGAAGAAACCAACAGCAAUAUAUUCAACCAAUGAGAAGAAACCAACAGCAAUAUAUUCAACAAAUAAGAAGAAACCAACAGCAAUAUAUCCAACCAAUGAGAAGAAAGCAACAACAAUAUAUCCAACCAAUGAGAAGAAACCAACAGCAAUAUGUCCAACCAAUAAGAAGAAACCAACAGCAAUAUAUCCAACCAAUGAGAAGAAACCAACAGCAAUACAUCCAACCAAUGAGAAGAAACCAACAGCAAUAUAUCCAACGCGCAAUGAGAAGAAACCAACAGCAAUAUAUCCGACCAAUAAGAAGAAACCAACAGCAAUAUAUCCGACCAAUGAGAAGAAACCAACAGCAAUAUAUUCAACCAAUGAGAAGAAACCAACAGCAAUAUAUUCAACCAAUGAGAAGAAACCAACAGCAAUAUAUCCAACCAAUAAGAAGAAGUUCAAUAAGGUUGUUUGA